Molecule: messenger RNA, 366 nt
Organism: Insectozyma verbasci
Lineage: Eukaryota; Fungi; Ascomycota; Pichiomycetes; Serinales; Debaryomycetaceae
Source: the annotation of a GenBank genome assembly
AUGAGUGAUUGGGCAUCUAAGCUAUCUAAAAAGAAAUCAGUUAAACCUACUCAAAAUACAUCUUCUAAGUCAUCAACUGCUUCACCUGAUAUAGAAUCAAAACCAUCUACCUCAACAUCUACAUCUCCAACAAAUGAAUUUAAUUCACAAGAAGUAUUAGAAUAUUUUCAAAAUCAAUUUAAUAGUAUAAUACAGAAAGCUCAACAAGAUAAAAAUGAAUUACAUUAUAAAAUAUUAAAAGUUGAUAAUAGUAAAUUAUGGAAAUCAACUAAAUCACCAAAAGAUGUUAUUAGAAAAGAUGUAUCAACAAUUGAUUUAUUAUUUGAAAUUAAUAGGUCUAUAUAUCAACAAAAUCAGAAUAAGUAG